Molecule: messenger RNA, 1776 nt
Organism: Venturia canescens
Lineage: Eukaryota; Metazoa; Arthropoda; Insecta; Hymenoptera; Ichneumonidae
Product: ectonucleoside triphosphate diphosphohydrolase 5-like
Exons: 3
Coding region: 189-1508 (439 amino acids)
Molecular function (GO): hydrolase activity
Source: RefSeq, a predicted model, not a curated record
GACGGUCUCGGCGCGGACGUAGAGUACAAAUCGUGUUGGUUGUCAAUCGAACUGAAUAUGUCCUGGGACAUAACCGUAGCGAUUUUUAUCAUUAUUUACAGCUGUUAGAUUCGUAAAAAUAACAUACUUUGUCAAGUACUUUUUUCAUAUAAAAAUUGUGAGAAGGAAAGUGAACAAAAACAACAAAAAUGGUAUUCUGUGGGGAUAAAUCGAUGAGACGGCAUUUGAUACUAACUCUGCUGGGAGGAUUAUUCCUGAAUAGUGUGGCGUCACCGAUCCUCUCGAGGUUGGAGUCUGCGGAAAUAGGAAAUUCGUCGACGAUCAGCCUGGUGAAAUCGUCGGAUCAGCAGAAGACAUAUUACGCGGUGGUAAUAGAUGCGGGAUCGUCUGGCACUCGGAUACACGCUUUUACCUUUCAUCGAGGUCGAACGAAUAGCAAUUUGAUAUUAGACAAUGAAUUUUACAAAGCAACAGAGCCAGGAUUGAGCGCGUAUGUGGAUAAUCCUGAGGAUGCUGCUAAAAGUUUGUACGACUUGUUGGCUGGUGCCAAAGCUGUAAUACCGAAAACCGAAUGGUCGAGAACGCCAUUUUUGUUGAAAGCUACGGCCGGCUUGAGAUUAUUGCCUCCAAAAAAAGCGGAAAGAAUUUUAGAUGAAUGCAAAAAACUUAUUAACGUCUCAGGAUUCCUAGUUACCGAUGAUUCUGUAUCAAUACUGGAAAGCGACGACGAAGGAAUAUACGGCUGGCUCACUGUCAACUAUUUGAGUGAUCGGUUAUCUUACAAUAUUUCGAAAAAUACGUCCGCAGCUCUUGAUCUGGGUGGUGGAUCAACCCAAGUCACUUACGCUAAAAAUAAUUCAGGUUCACCAGACUUGGACAACCACAUUCACACUGUCAAUGUUUUCGGUCGAAAUAUUAGUGUGUACACUGAUAGCUACUUGGGCAUGGGUAUGGAUGCAGCACGGGUAACAAUCCUCACUUAUGGAAUGGAUCCAGAAGAAAUAAAGACUCUGAAAACCGUCGAGGUUCAUUCGGUUUGCAUCGAUCCUCAUAGUUAUAAGGAAUGGGACUACAGAGGUCAAAAGUUCAUUGUACAUGGGCCUUACGACCUUGUUGCUAAAAGCCAAAAAGAUUAUCUCUCUGAAUGUGAAAAAAUUAUUGACGAUUUGAUCUUCGCAACUGACAUGAAUCCUAUCGGCCUUGAGGAACACGAGGCUUACGCGUUUUCAGGCUAUUUCUGGACAGCUGCUGAGGCAGGAUUGAUAGAUGUCAAUGCUGGUGGAGAGGUAACGGUUGGUAGUUUUGAAAUGGCUGCAGAGAGGCUGUGCGGAAAUCCGAACCCGGAGAAAGCUUUCCAGUGCCUGGACUUGAAAUACGUGUCAGCUUUACUUGAACAAGGUCUGAGCUUGGAACCCGAGCAGAAAUUAUAUCUCUAUCGAGAUCUGAGAGGCCACGAGCUCAGUUGGGCUCUGGGUGCAGCUUUUGGUAUGCUGCGCAAUGGGAAAUAGACAGCGGGAAAGAUCAGGCGUCUAAUCCAAAAUGAACUUCUUUCGGCAUUCCUUGUAUUUGUAUACGAUGCAAUCUUCUUGUGUUAAAGUUUGUCAUAAAUAUACAGUCUAGAAUCAUUUAAGACAAUCGACUUUUUUGUUUCCAAAUCUCUUAUUUAAGGAAGUUGAGGCAUUAGAAUGAAAAUGAUGUCACCGCUUUUAAAUCGAUUGCAUCUUAUAAAGUGAAGUGUAAAAAAAAAUCAGUUAAAUUUUCAGACAGUUUAGGAGC